This is a messenger RNA of Hevea brasiliensis (rubber tree), 1035 nucleotides long. RefSeq names its product universal stress protein PHOS32. The record is from RefSeq and is a predicted model, not a curated record. NCBI's taxonomy places the organism in Eukaryota, Viridiplantae, Streptophyta, Magnoliopsida, Malpighiales, Euphorbiaceae. The transcript is spliced from 3 exons. Bases 172 to 870 code for a protein of 232 amino acids.
UAAAAGGGCAAAUUAAAGCAUGGAUAAAAGUGGUCCAUAGAGAACAUCUAGAAAUUUGGUUCAGGAGAAGGCAAUUUGCCUAAUGAUUAUUACCUUCUGUUCUUCUUCUUCUUGUUGUUCUUCUCUGAUAUAAUAACUGGUGUGAUCUCCUUAACACCCAUCUCAAGAGAGAUGGGGAAGGUUGGCACAAGGUUGCCAAGUUUCUGCCUGAACAGGAUUAGGGCUCCUGUUAGAGUCCGUUCACCACCUAUACAAUCCAAGCCUAAUGUGAAUAUUUCAAAAAAUGAUCAGAAGACAACUAGUGAGAAUCCUGCUGGAGAAGAGAAGUCCAGUGAAGGAGCAGUAAAACCCUUGAUUGGUAGGAAAAUCAUGAUAGUGGUUGAUUCAAGCUUUGAAGCCAAGGGAGCUCUGCAAUGGGCACUUUCUCACACUGUUCAAAGCCAGGAUCUUCUCAUUCUUCUUCAUGUAGCCAAGCCAUCCAAUAAACAAGGCACAAGCGAAGAAUCCAUCAAGGGAAGAGCUUCAAGGGCUUAUGAACUUGUAAACUCCUUGAAGAAUAUGUGCCAAUUGAAGAGACCUGAGAUACAAACUGAGAUUGCAGUGGUGGAGGGAAAGGAGAAAGGUCCACUAAUAGUGGACGAGGCAAAAAAGCAAGGGGUGGCGCUUCUGGUUCUAGGGCAGAAGAAGAGAUCAAUGACAUGGAGAUUGAUCAUGAUGUGGGCAAGCAAUAGAGUCACAGCAGGUGGUGUGGUUGAAUACUGCAUCCAAAAUGCUAAUUGCAUGGCCAUUGCAGUAAGGAGGAAAAGCAAGAAACAUGGAGGUUAUUUGAUCACCACCAAGCGUCACAAAGAUUUCUGGCUCUUAGCUUAAACACCCAUUAAUUAUUUAUUAAUUAAUUUGAUGUCUUAAUUAUUCCCUCUCUUUUUCUUUAUUUAUAUAUAUUUUUUUCUUUAAUUUUCCAGGUUUGGAUGUCCCAUGAUUGCUUUUGUAAAUGAUAAAGUGUAGUGAGAAAUGAAAAGGGAAUUGGGUUGUGAA